CCUCCCUCGGGCGCUCUCCUCCGCCCCAUAUUAACCGCGGCGUCGGACUGGAUCACCGAAAGUUGGUGAAAUAAAGGUAUCGGGUCCGGGUCGGAAAGGUUUGGUGUGGUUUUUUGGGGGGGGUAGGUUUUUUUUUUAUUGUUAUUAUUAUUUUGUGUGGGUUUUUUUGUUUCUUGCUGUUCCGCCAUGGAGGCUGGCGGGAUUCUCCUCGCUCUGCUGUGCGUCUUGGCUGGAACGGGAGCGCAGCUCAGUCGACCCAAGUUCGCAGAGUGUCCUGUUGACCUGUUCUUCGUGUUGGAUACAUCGGAGAGUGUUGCCCUUCGACAGAAACCCCCCAACUUUUACAUUGACCAAAUCAAAGACUUUACCAAACGCUUCAUAGAUGAACUCAAAGACAUGCGCCACCCAUGCGACCGCUACCUGACUUGGAACUCGGGAGCGUUGCACUACAGUGACGAAGUCAUCCUUGUUCGUGAGCUGACUGACAUCAGUACGGAGCGCCAGGCACUGAAGGACGACAUCGAUACCAUCAAAUACAUUGGCAAGGGCACAUACACAGAUUGUGCCAUUAAGAGAGGCCUUGCUGAGCUGCUUAUAGGGGGUACACACUAUCAUGAGAACAAGUACAUCGUGGUAGUGACUGAUGGCCAUCCCAUCACUGGUUACAAGGAGCCAUGCGGGGGCGUGCAGGAGGCUGCCAACGAAGCCAGACAACAUGGAGUUAAAGUGUUUGCCGUCGCCAUCUCACCUGACCAGGAGGACACAAGGCUUUCAGUUAUUGCUACAGAUCACAACUACAGACAAAACUUCACAGCUGCAGAUGAAUCCAGAUCCACCAAGAUGGGAACUAUUCGCACCAUCAUCGAUAUGAUUACAAACGAGACAAAGGAUGUGUGUUGCUCUUUCGACUGCAAUGCUCCAGGGGGGCCGAAAGGACCAGAUGGAGACACUGGCUCCAAGGGUGAGACAGGUAGACCUGGAAUGCCAGGAGAGAAAGGAGAUAUCGGAGACAUAGGCAGUGUUGGUGACCCUGGUCCCAUUGGCUAUCGUGGGAUGAAGGGAGACCAAGGUGGCAGAGGAGGCAAGGGUGAAAGAGGCCACAAAGGCUACAAGGGAGACAAGGGCCAUAGAGGAACGGAUGGAACUGACGGACGCAAGGGUGAACCUGGUUUCCCUGGUCUUUCCGGCUGCAAAGGCUCUCCCGGAUCUGACGGCCUGCAAGGAGACACAGGUCCAAAAGGAGACUCCGGUCCUUAUGGUCAAAAAGGAGAUAAAGGAGACCCUGGAAGAGACGGUGAACCUGGGAAGUCCGGAAACUUUGGACCCCUGGGAAACAAGGGUGACCGGGGCCCUCGUGGCGGCAACGGGGACAAAGGAGAGCGGGGUGAUGAUGGCACAGCGGGAGCAGAUGGACCUCGGGGAGAAAAAGGGCAAGCUGGAGAGAAAGGGGAGCAAGGUUCCCGUGGAAACCGAGGGCCAAGAGGAGAGCUGGGGGACCCAGGACCCCGAGGAGAGCAGGGAAGGGAGGGCUCAGCUGGCCCCAACGGAGACCCCGGUGAGCCCGGCAGGGCCGGAUCUCCUGGCUACAGAGGAGAUGAAGGACCACCUGGGCCAGAGGGACCCAAAGGGCCACGGGGAAUCAAAGGAGCUGCAGGAGAUAGAGGCCAGAUGGGAGAGAGGGGAGAAGAUGGAGUCCAAGGAAAUGGGACAGCGGGAUGCCAUGGAUUCCAGGGUUACCCUGGACCACGUGGAGACGCUGGCGAACCGGGUGGCAGGGGAACUUCCGGGCCCAAGGGAGACGAUGGAGAGGCCGGGGAUCCAGGCAUUGACAAUGACCUUCCAGGGGAUCCAGGACCAAAGGGGGCCAAAGGUCACAGAGGACCUGAGGGACAACCGGGACCUCGUGGGCCUCCCGGACCACCAGGAACUGAUGAAUGUGAAAUCCUGGAUAUCAUCAUGAAGCUCUGCUCUUGUUGUGAGUGUAAGUGUGGACCUCUGGACCUGGCGUUCAUCGUGGACAGCUCAGAGAGUAUCGGUGCCUCCAACUUUGCUCUGGCCAAAGACUUUAUCAUCACUGUCAUUGACAGACUGAUGAAGGACCAGCAGGUCAAGUUUGGUUUUAAUGAGUCCAGGGUGGGUGUAGUCCAGUACAGUGGUAAACGUGCCCAGGAAGUCGUCCAACUGGGAGACCCUAACAUCCGGAGUCUCACCGAGCUUAAACAGGCGGUGAAAGACCUGCGUUGGUUAGCUGAGGCCACCUACACGGGCGAGGCCUUGCUAUACUCUCUGGACAACAUGAUCAACCGUCUGACACAGGAGAACCGAGUGGUUCUGGUGCUCACCGAUGGCCGCGCCGACAUCUCCAGAGACACGGUACCCCUCAACACGCUGUGUGGAAAAGGCAUCAGGGUGGGUGGUUUGGGAAUCAAGGAUUACUCAGGCCGCGAGCCCAAUAAGGAGCAGCUGGACGAGUUGGUGUGUAUGAGCGACCCCAAAGAAGGCUUUACCUUUGUCCGGGAUAACUUUGCAGAACUGCUGGAUGACACCUUCCUGCAGAACCUCACCGCCAAAAUCUGUCAAGAUAAGAAGUGCCCAGACUACAAAUGUCCGGUCACCUUCAACGACAACACCGACAUCGUGGUGAUGAUGGACAGCUCGGCCAGCGUGGGCCAAAAGAACUUCGAGACCAGCAAGACAUUUGUCCGCCUCCUGGCUGAGCGCUUCCUGGAAGCGGAGAGGAAAGGAAACGCAGACGUGAAGGUGGGAGUGGGCCAGUACAGCCGCAAGCAGCAUAUGGAACAUGAGCUGACCUCCAACCUCACCGUGCUGUCUACCCGCAUCGAAAAGGCCGCCUUCCAGAACGACGGCACUGAUGUGACAGGGGCCAUGCACUUCGCCUUGCAGCGCUUCCAGGGCCGCGGCGACGCAUCAGGGAGCAGAAGGAAGAAGCUGGUGCUGUUCUCUGACGGGCGGUCUCAGGGUGUCACCGGGCCUGUGUUGGAGGAGCAGGUGAAGCAGGUGGUAGAUGCCAAUGUAGAGCUCUUUGUCAUUGCCGUUGGCGGCCAGGUCAGCGAGGUCAACCUGCGCACCCUGGUGAGCAGAAAGCGGCCGGACGACAUCACCUAUGCCCAGCGUCACCUGUUCCGCGUCGCAGACUAUCCCUCUCUGCUCCGUGGUGUCUUCCACCAAACCGUCUCCCGCAGGGUGUCCCUGCCCUGAGUGCAGGGCCCCACAAAACAGGACAGGCUUUAAAUUUUUAGUCCCAUUAUGAAUAUUAAGUCUCACUCAUUUACCACACACUGUGUUCAAGAGCUUUUUUUUUGCUUUUUUUUUGUUUGUUUUUUUUUUAAGAAAAGAAAUGUUAGAUAACAAACCACUGAGUGUCACACCCACAACGUGGUCUUGAUGAUAAGUGAAGGGGCAGCUGUGGUCCUGUAGAGCCAUUGACAAUGGCUAUUUCAAUGCUUAUUUUUUUAUUGUCAGUCACAGAUUACUAUUGAAUUAGUUUCCACUUAGUCUCUGCUCUUCUGUGUCCUUAUAACCGUUUCACCCCAUCUGGAACUGUCAUCCCUCAGGGUUUAUUUGACAAAUGGGAUUCACUGAUCGAAAACAAAGGUGGAGCCAAGUUUGAGCUUAAGAAAGCUCUUGUCAAGCUAUGGUCUCUUGUCUCUUCAGGACCGGGGCUCCCCCAAUUUUAAGGAUGUUUUGAGGGUCUGACGCUGACCCGUUUAUUUUGUUAUUAGCUCAUUAAAUUGACAGGGAAAACAGGACGUCACAUCAGACAGGGCUUUUUAACAAAACCAUCAACACCUCAUCUGGUAUUAAUGGGUAUAGAACAGCUGGACCCCAGUGUGUGUGACUGUGUGUGAAUGCAUGUCUGCACAUAUGUGUGUACCUGUGUGCUCACAUCUGUACGUGUACUUGGCUCGCAGCUGUGUGUGCAUGUAAAUAUGGACAUGUGUGGAGGUGGUGUUUCAUGUAUAGCCUCGGGGCACUGUUCAAUAAACAGCUCUUUUUGCGUCAGGAGUUCAGAUAAUGUCCGAAAAGCUGUUCUUUGUCAUCUGUGCACCAGAGCUGCCUCUGUCAAACACACAUGCAGAAAUGUGCACACGUACACACAGACGGCAUAAAUCAAAUACAAAAACAUCCGUCAUGAAAGACUGUCCUGCCCGAUAUGGAAAAGAACCUGAGGGGAACCCAACUGUAAGCCCCUCUCUCUCACUCACACACACAUAUGCACUCAGCCCUCUUCUAUGGUUUCCACACAAAACUAUCAGCCUUUUCCAGCAGUGUCUCCCAGUCACUGUACUGUUAUUAUUUGUGGUGCUAUGUGGUACAUACCAUCAGUGUAUCAGCCUUUACUCAUGUCAAUAGGAAGAAGAUACUUUAAACGAGGAUAGACUUCCUCAUUAGUUUUGUAAGAGUUCCUUCAAUAAAGGUUGCUACACCCAAA
Molecule: messenger RNA, 4453 nt
Organism: Lampris incognitus (smalleye Pacific opah)
Lineage: Eukaryota; Metazoa; Chordata; Actinopteri; Lampriformes; Lampridae
Gene: col6a1
Product: collagen, type VI, alpha 1
Exons: 35
Coding region: 187-3219 (1010 amino acids)
Source: RefSeq, a predicted model, not a curated record